CUUGCUGGAGUAGAUUUAUAUUUUAUUUAUUUUGCAUAAAAUUUGUAUUUCAUUAUUUUUAGCUUCUUGAGGAGUAUGGGAACGUUGAAUCCAAAGCCAGUCCUGCCUGACUGCCCCUAUAAAAUCAGUGGGAUUUAGACAAUUCCCUGUCCCAAAAGAUUUCCACACUCCCAUACGUGGCAGGAAUGAUGCUCCUCAACCAAAUUUUAAGAAGGGACUUUAUGGAAAGCCUGGAAAAAUCCACAGAUGUUUCUUUCCUUGAGGAACUGAACAAAAAGGAGAGUUUGCGACAAAUAAGGACAAAUUUGGAAUGUUUACAACAAAUAAGGACAAAUUUGGGACGUUUUCCUCUCCCUCCACCCCUCUUUUGUUUCCUUAUCUGCCCACAAAUGUAAAUUUGCUGCUUCUUUUUUUUCUGGGUGUCCUUUGACCCACAAAAGGAUGGGAUAAUAUUCCAGGUGGGAUAAUAUAAUAAUAUUUUCUAUGUUAAUCUCCAAAGGAUGAAAUUCCCUUUCCAGGCCAAUCUAAACAGGAUUCAUCUGGGCCAUUGUAGAGCAGCUCCAAGCAGAUUUUAUAGAGUGUUUUAAUUAAUUUAUAAGCACUUUCUAGGCUUUUAAAUUAUCCUGAUUUUCCUAUCCCAACCAUUUUUUUUCCUCAGCCAAUCACAAGAAGCUUAUCUGUUAAAAUCUAUUAAUCUGUUAAUUAUUAUUAUCCCUUAACUAUCUUGGUUUCUUGGAGAAACAAGAGAAGAACAAACGCCAUUUUUAGGGAACUUUUCCUUCAGGGGAUUUGCUCUCCCAGGAAAACACAACCACGACCUCUCCACUACCAACAAAACCAUGGAAAAUUUUAAAACCCCUCAAAAAUAGAAUUUCCCAGCCUGGAAAGGAGGGCUUAGCCCCUGUUUGUGCCCUGUUUUCCCCGUGGCUGGGGCAGGCAGGUGUCCCUUAUCAGGAGCAUUCCAGGCAGGCUGUUUGUCACAGGAACCGGCCCGAGCGGGAGCGUGCCGGGAAUGAUUCAGUGGGAUGGGGAAGGGCAGGUGGAGCAGGAAAAGUCACCUCUGGACAGGAAGGUAUAAAAGACACCUGAGCUGCAGCAGCACCAGCCACUCGAGCACGGGGAGCUCCUCGAGGUUUCCUUGCCUUGGAAAGACCUGGGAACAACGCCGAGCUGGAAUUCCAAGAUUAUCGACUCCAAAGGCUCCGAGCCUGAGUGUCCUCUGGGGAGGAGGUGGGAAUCAAGAGAUCAGAAGAUGCUUUUGUCCCUCUAACAGCACCUGAACAGGCCUGCCUCAUGCUCCAUAAUCCCUGAGGGCCUCCCAGACUUAGAGAUUCCCUCAUGGAAUCUUCUGCUCUCCUCUCUGCUCAGGUGCCGGGGAGCACCACCCGGGAGUCUCCCAGGGCUCUGUUCCUCUCCGGGGGCUCCAUCAUGUCCUGCUUCUCCCAGCUGUGGCACUCCAGCACUCCGGAGUCUCCCACCAGCCCCGUGCCGGCGUCUCCAGGAGAAAUCCCCAUCCCCAUCAGCCCCAUCGUCGUCACCUCCCCCACAGAUGGCAAAAGGAAGGGCAGAUCCCCCACGGGCUCUCCCAGCUCUCCAAAUCCCACCUCUCCCAAGCCAACCUCGCCCGUGGAAUGCUCCAUCUGCUUCAACACCUACGACAACACCUUCAAGACCCCCAAACUGCUGCAGUGCUCCCACGUGUUCUGCCUGGAAUGCGUGGCCCGCCUGAGCACGGGGCUGCCGCCCAACCAGCCCGAGGACCUGCUGCCCUGCCCCUUCUGCAGGCAGCUCACCAACAUCCCCCAGGAAGGAGCUCCAGCCCUGGAGACCAGCAAGGAGCUGCUGGCCACGCUGCCCCCGGAGCUGCAGCAGGAGAAGGUGCUGUGGAUGGAGGGCACCAAGCUGUGCUGCCGGCGCGCCUCCGACGACCCCGAGAACCCCGAGUCGUGCAUCUCCAUCGACGUGGCCAUGAGCAAACCCGAGAGCACGGAGGCUCCUCCCACGGGGCUGGCGGGGAGGCUGUCCCGCUGCGACCUGUGCGACGACUGGAAGCGCAUCGUGCUGCUCUCGGCCCUCAUCAUCAUCCUCUUCUGCAUCAUCCUGUGGCCCGUGCAGUGCGCGCUCAAGACGGGCAACCUGCGCUGCUUCACCAGGACUGUGGCCAUGAGCAGGCCCGAGUACCUGCCCCCCAAAGCCACCACGGCGGCGGCUUCGGUCACACAGCCGCCCUUCCAGUAGUGCUAGAGCUCCUGGAUGUGCUCAGGGGUGAGGAACAGGGACAGGACCUGUGAUAAAAUCCCCUUCCAGUAGUGCCAGAGCCCCUGGAUGUGCUCAGGGGUGAGGAACAGGGACAGGACCUGCUGCUGGGACAGGAACUGUGACAAAUCCCCUUUCCAGCAGCACCAGGAGUCCCUGGAUCUGCUCAGCUCAGUGGGGACACAGGACAGAACCUGCUGCUCUGGACAGCUUCUGGGACAAAACCCUUUUCCAGUAGUGCCAGAGCCCCUGGAUCUGCUCAGGGAUGAGGAAUAGGGACAGGACCUGCUCUCCUGAAAGGAUCUGGGAUAUAACCCUCUUCCAGUAGCACCAGGAUCUGCUCAGGAAUGAGGAACAGGAACAGAACCUGCUGCUCUGACAGCUUCUGUCACACAGCCCCCCUUCCAGUAGGGCCAGGAGCCUCUGGAUCUGCUCCAGGAUGAGGAACAGGACCUGCUGCCCUGACAGGACCUGUGACAGAAUCCCUUUCCAGCAGCACCAGGAGCUCCUGGAUCUGCCCGGCUCCAUCCCCACCGCGGGGAUGACGAACAAGAGCUGCUGCAUUCCUUGGAUUGCUGGCAGACCCCACAUCCCGCUCUCCCCACACUCCUGUGCCUCUGGAAGGUUCCCUCCGCAUCCCGCUGCCACCUCUCCAUGGAAACCGGGGCUGGGAAAUGCACGGAGAGGUUUUUUUUUUCCAGGAGUGGCACAGAGCUGGAUCCCCCGUGGCAGUGGGAAGCGCCGUUCCUCGAGCUCCCGAGGGAAUAAAGGAAUAUUUUCUGCCAACUGGAGCAGCUCCAUGAUUAUUCCCGUGAGGAGCUGGGAUGGGGAGGGCGAGGACACGUCCGAGCUGGAUAAAUAGAAGGGAAACACCCGCAUUCCACAGGCUGGGAAGGUUCCCGUGCUGCUGGAGGUGGAGCUGCUGCCUCCUGCUGACAGCCCCGGACCCAUCCCCACGAGCAUUCCCACAGAACCCAGCACCCAUUCCACUCGUUUUUCCCAAGAAGAUGCUUAAAAAUCCCUCAUUCCCAGCUGGAAGGUGAUUUUAUACCCAGGGCUGAGCUCUGAGAGGCACAAACCCAGCAGAGCCUGGAGUCACCACAUCACCAAACCUCCCCCAAACUUCUCACUGCUGCCAAAAAAUUCCAUGUUUGUUUUUUUUUUGGACAGCUUUUCCUUCCUCAUCUUCCAAAGUGUCAGUAUUGGGACCAGGCCAGUGGCUGACAUUCCUUUUUAUUGAACCAGGGAUGUGCCAGUGAUUCCCAGAGAAUUCCUGGUGAUGCUGGCUCCCAAUUCCAUGUUUUUAUGCAGUAUUGUGUGCAAGGACCACACUGGGAUGGAUUAAAUUAUGUUUUCUACAA
Corvus hawaiiensis (hawaiian crow) is the source of this 3617-nucleotide messenger RNA. It is a transcript of the gene RNF223, whose product is annotated as ring finger protein 223. The transcript is spliced from 3 exons. Bases 1339 to 2238 code for a protein of 299 amino acids. Lineage: Eukaryota; Metazoa; Chordata; Aves; Passeriformes; Corvidae. Gene Ontology annotation, biological process: protein ubiquitination. Gene Ontology annotation, molecular function: ubiquitin protein ligase activity. The record is from RefSeq and is a predicted model, not a curated record.